This is a messenger RNA of Phyllostomus discolor (pale spear-nosed bat), 4754 nucleotides long. It is a transcript of the gene BBS1, whose product is annotated as Bardet-Biedl syndrome 1. Gene Ontology annotation, molecular function: patched binding; smoothened binding. NCBI's taxonomy places the organism in Eukaryota, Metazoa, Chordata, Mammalia, Chiroptera, Phyllostomidae. Bases 163 to 1944 code for a protein of 593 amino acids. The transcript has 17 exons. Gene Ontology annotation, cellular component: axoneme; BBSome; centrosome. The record is from RefSeq and is a predicted model, not a curated record. Gene Ontology annotation, biological process: non-motile cilium assembly; protein localization to cilium.
AUCCCAGCAAAGAAGCCAGCACAUCCUACAAGGAGGCUUCUCAGGCCCUGGCGGGAAAGCUGCGUGCCCGGAACCUUUGUACGCUGGCUUUCCCCAACCCGGAGCUCUUGGGUGUUGCACGGCGGCGGGCCGGAGCCGGUUGCCAAGGCGACGCCUGGGAAGAUGGCUGCGGCGCCUUCGUCGGAUACCGAUAGCGGCCGAGCUGAAAGCAAGGAGGCCAGUUCGAAAUGGCUGGAUGCGCACUACGACCCCCUGGCCAACAUCCACACCUUUUCCUCCUGCCUGGCGCUGGCGGACUUGCACGGGGACGGGGAGUACAAGCUGGUGGUGGGGGACCUUGGCCCCAGUGGGCAGCAGUCCCGCCUGAAGGUGCUCCAGGGACCCAAGGUGCUGACCGAAAGCCCCCUACCUGCACUGCCGGCCGCUGCUGCCACCUUCCUCAUGGAUCAGCACGAGCCCCGGACUCCAGCUCUGGCACUGGCCUCGGGCCCUUGUGUGUAUGUGUAUAAGAACCUCAGGCCCUACUUCAAGUUCAGCCUGCCCCACUUGCCUUUAAACCCCCUGGAGCAAGAUCUUUGGAACCAGGCCAAGGAGGACCGGAUUGACCCCUUGACCCUGAAGGAGAUGCUGGAGGGCAUCCGGGAGAAGGCAGAGGUGCCCUUGUCCGUGCAGUCGCUCAGGUUUCUGCAGCUGGAGCUGAGUGAGAUGGAGGCGUUCGUGAACCAGCACAAGGCCAAGACCCUCAAACGUCAGACAGUCAUCACCACCAUGACCACCUUGAAGAAGAACCUGGCCGACGAGGACGCUGUGUCCUGCCUGGUGCUGGGCACCGAGAAUAAGGAGCUCCUAGUGCUGGACCCGGAGGCCUUCACCGUCUUGGCCAAGAUGAGCCUGCCCAGCGUCCCCGUCUUCCUGGAGGUCUCCGGCCAGUUCGAUGUCGAGUUCCGGCUUGCCGCUGCCUGCCGCAACGGGAACAUCUGCAUCCUGAGAAGGGACUCCAAGGGCCCCAAGUACUGCAUCGAGCUGAGCGCCCAGCCUGUGGGGCUCGUCCGGGUCCACAAGGUCCUGGUGGUGGGCAGCACCCAAGACAGCCUGCAUGGCUUCACCCACAAGGGUAAGAAGCUGUGGACAGUGCAGAUGCCCGCGGCCAUCCUGACCAUGAACCUCAUGGAGCAGCGCGCUCGGGGCCUGCAGGCCGUCAUGGCUGGGCUGGCCAACGGAGAGGUCCGCAUUUACCGCGACAAGACCCUGCUGGACGUCAUCCGCACCCCGGAUGCAGUGACCAGCCUUUGCUUUGGCCGCUACGGGCGGGAAGAUAACACCCUCAUCGCGACUACUCGAGGCGGUGGACUGAUGAUCAAGAUCCUGAAGCGUACGGCCGUGUUUGCGGACGGGGGAGGGGAGGUGGGCCCCCCACCAGCCCAGGCCACGAAACUCAACGUGCCCCGGAAGACCCGGCUCUAUGUGGAUCAGACACUGCGAGAGCGCGAGGCCGGCAUCGCCAUGCACCAGACCUUCCAAACUGACCUCUACCUGCUGCGCCUCCGGGCCGCCCGUGCCUACGUGCAGGCCCUCGAGUCCAGCCUGAGCCCCGUGUCUGCCACAGCCCGGGAGCCGCUCAAGCUGCACGCUGUGGUCCAGGGCCUGGGCCCCACCUUCAAGCUCACACUGCACCUGCAGAACACCUCGACAGCCCGCCCCAUCCUGGGGCUGCUGGUCUGCUUCCUGUACGAGGAGGCACUCUACGCCCUGCCCCGGGCCUUCUUCAAGGUCCCCUUGUUGGUGCCUGGGCUCAGCUACCCCCUGGAGACCUUUGUGGAGAGUCUCAGUGACAAGGGCAUCUCGGACGUUAUCAAGGUGCUGGUGCUCCGAGAAGGCCAGAGCGCACCCCUGCUGAGCGCGCACAUCAACAUGCCUGUGAGCGAGGGGCUGGCCGCUGCCUGACCCCGGACUGGCGUUAAAGCCCCUUGGGAACCAGGACCUGGAAGAUGCAGCCCCGUCCACCGAGCUGGGCAGAAUCAGCGGCCCGGGCCCACUCCCUGCACCGCAGGGUGCGGGGCAGCAGCUUCCCUCUGCUCCCCCAAGCUGCCCUCUCUCACCAUCUCGACUGUGGGGCGACUCACAGCAGCAGGUCAGUGAGAACCCCCGAGGCUCAGCUCCUUUCCUCUCGGGAAGAUGCAGGCGUCGGCUUGCUGGGUUGCUGCCGCUCCUCUGUGCUCCUCAGUUUCCUCCAGAAACCACACCCAGGCCCAGGGGAGGAGCCCCAAAACGGUCCAGGGGAGACGGGUAGAGGGGGCAGAGGCCCGGCUCUCCCACCGCUUGUUGCUGCUGCUGGCUUGGGCCAGAAUUGGCCGGGGCCCGGCCUGGGGCAGUCAGAGGCUUUUCCUGGGUGAGACCGAGCCCCAUGCAGCUCCUCAGGGUUCCGGAGGCUUGGCCGCUGCCCGUGCAGCUUGCAGGCAAAGCACAUGCUCCGAUCUCCCCUCAUGAGCUGAGCACGGGGCUCUUUCUGUUCAGGGUGCCCAGGGUAUGGCUGCCUCCUGCACAGGGCUUUUCUGAGAUACUGGGCUCAAAGCCUCAGGCCUGCGAUGCCCCACGCAGAGCCCACAGAUUGUGUGUGCAGGGAGCUGGAGGCCCCGCCCCUGCCCGGCUCCUGAAGCCCACACAGCCGCUGAUCCCGCGUGGGUCCAGAGUGGGCACCCGGGAGAGGCAGACUCCGCUGGACCGAGAGGGUGCUGUCGGGGCAGCGGGAGCGUUUCCGGAGCCCUGGGGAGCUGGCUGGGGGGGCGGGAGCCCAGAGCUGCCGAUCGAGACGCGCUUGUACACCCUGGAGCCCAGAGCAGUCGUGUGGGUGAGAAGUCCUCCUGGCCGUGGCUCCAGUGUGAGGGAAUUAGCUGGAGCAGUUUGGACCAGAGGCCUGAGUGAGGCAGGAGACCAAACAAAGGCCCGUGUUUAGACCACAAGGGCCAGAGACCCGCAGUCCCGGCCAGUUUGCCUGGCCCGCCUUGCAGCACCUGGUGGGCCACCCGUGAGCUGGCAGCCCUGCUCCCGGAGGACCUGUAGCUCCCCCGCUGACCAGGGGCAACCUAGCGUGUGGCCACAGCUCAGGCUUGUGGGCAGUAACCACGUCCCCGGGGGCUUCAGCCUGCCCCUGUGUAAAGUGAGGCAGUGAGACUGGGUUCAGCUCUGGCAUCCUGUGGGCGUGGCGGCCCCUCUAGGGGGGUGAGGAGCUGUCUCCAGCAAGGGGGACGCAGGGGUAACCGCAGAGCUGUCGCCCAGGAGGCCGAGGGCCCAAGCUGGUUGCUGCCACCUGACGACAGCCUCCGUGCCCCAGACACAGUGAGGACCUAGUGCAACAGCCCACAGCCACCCCUGACCCCUGAGGGAUGCAUUCUGGGCCAGGUUAAGAAAAGCAAGGCGUCUAGACCAGAAAAGAGCCCACCCCCCUCCUCUGUACCGUCUGCUGCUGGCAGACACACACCCGUGCGGGGAGGCACGGCUGCAGCAAGCUGGAGGUUUGACCCGGAAAUGGAAGGGCGGGUAGAGGGCGUGCCUGUCACAGAGGCUUGGAUUAACCUGAAGAGCUUUCUGAGAGCUUCCCAGAGCCAGAAGGGCCUGCCCUGCACAGUGUGGCCUCCUGUCGCUGGAGUUGUGUCACCAGGGCUGGGCUCUCACUGCACAGAGUUCUUAAGUUGAGCCACUCGACCUCAUGGUCCCUUUCACCCGUUACGUGAUGGACGGUGCAAACUCGGAACCAGAAAGCUGCCUCUGGGUCCUCUGCACGGCUGUCCAUGAUGACAAGCAUGGAGAAACCGCUCUUGUGCCUGGCACCUACCGUGAAUUUGUACGAUGGAACGAUGGAACGCCACGUGCUGUUACCGACAAUACAGAAACUGGUGUGGUGUACCAUGUACAGAAAGCAAAUAGGACGCCAGGAGCAGUGUACGAACCCAGAGGCCUCGCUAGGCAGGGCUCCAGGCAGCAGUGGGCAUUAAGGACGAGGAGAGUUGGUGUCCUUUUAAAAAAGUAUCUGAAUCCAUGCACCUACCUAGUACUGUGGAAUGAGGCGGUUUAGAAGAAGGAAAGACCCCUCCCUGCCCCCCAGCACCGUGCCCUGCUCUCGGCUGUUACCUUGGCUGCCAUGCACUUAGACCGGCCCUGCUUGCUUCCUCGGUCUCAGAGCUCCCUGUUGGCUCUUUAGCUCUCCUGUGACCGCACCCUGUCCCUCCCUCGUGUCGCCGGUGUUUAGGUGAAUCAACAUUCACUGUUUGCAUUACAACUUAUGUUACUGCGUGAAAGUUCAUCACUGCACGCCAAGAAUUGGGCUAUAAUUAGAUUACUUCGAGGGUACUUUUUUAUUUUUCUUGAAAUUAAUAAUGACCCUGUUUUUUCUAUUUGCUUAGUUUUCUGUGUACACCAGUUGCUAUUCUUCCCCCACCCGGUCUGACAGUUCCUCUUUUUCUGGACACUUGCCCUCACCCCUGCUGCUGCAGGAAGAUGGGCCCGGCACUGCGGCAGGGCCCUCUCCCGGGACUCCCUGCGCGUCCCUGUGUGGCUUGGGCUAGGUCCUGGUUCCUGGUGCCAUGCCUUCCGCUCCGUGGUUCUGUCACCAGCGCACCUGGCCGGGCCUCUCCACGGGGACCUCCUUUAGAAAGCGCUCGAGCUGCCAUUUAAGGCACUGUGUGUCUGACAUUUUCUUUACCCAGUUCAUACAUGUUUAUGAUACUUUGGGUCAUAAAGUUUGACAUUGAAAGUCA